UUCGGGCUGUGUGUGUGUGUGUGUAUGUGGUGCACGGGCUCUGCAAGGAAACGGCCUGUGGCUUCCUCCCCUUGCUCGUCACCCAGCUCCUUUUCUCCUCCCCGAGCAAUUUGCUGAAGGAGGACUCUCCGGGCGGGGUGGUGGCGGAGAGGUGUGAGGAAACGAACGUGAAGUGGCAAAUGGACUGAGAACCCCCCCCCUUUUUCCCCCCUCCUCCUGAAAGCCAUUGCAAAAGGAAGCUGAGCAGGAGGCGGGGAGAGUGAGGAGCGGCGGCAGCGGCAAUGGCAACGGCAGCCGCCGCCGCUGUAGCCGCCCAGCCCCUGUAGAGCCGAGGCGUUUGCAGAAGGAGGGGCGGGAAAGCGGCCGGGCUGCCGGUGGUGGCUGAAGCCCGCCGCCUUUGGCAACGGCGGAGCCUUGAUUCCCGGCACCGGAGGAGGGUGCUGGAUGCGAGGCGGGGUGCUCCUGGGCGACGUGCAAGGAGGGCUCUCUCGGAUUGCCUUCGACUUGCAAUGCCGGCUUCUCUUUGGCAUGUAAAACCGUGCACAGGAUGAAAUCAGGUCAGUCUUCUAGGAUGCCAGAGGAAAGUUCCCCUCGGAAGACUCCCCAAAAUGUUUCGUAUCAUGAUCUUCCCCAUUUGGUCAAUGCUGAUGGACAGUACCUCUUCUGCAGAUAUUGGAGGCCAGCCACCACCCCAAGAGGCCUGGUGUUCGUUGCUCACGGUGCUGGAGAACACUGCUGUCGCUAUGAUGAACUGGCCCAGAUGUUGACAGGAAUCAACUUUUUUGUGUUUGCUCAUGACCACGUUGGCCAUGGGCAGAGUGAAGGAGACCGUAUGGUUGUGUCAGACUUCCAUGUGUUUGUGAGAGACUGCUUGCAGCACAUUGACCUCAUGAAGAAAGAUCACCCAGGCCUCCCUGUGUUCCUUCUUGGGCACUCCAUGGGAGGAGCCAUCGCCAUCCUCACCGCAUGUGAAAGACCAAAUGACUUUACAGGCAUGGUAUUAAUUUCUCCAUUAGUCGUUGCGAGCCCAGAAGUGGCGACACCAAUCAAGGUAAAGAUCUGGAAGGAAAUGAAUUUCCAGCACACCAGCUAAAUGU
This is a messenger RNA of Pogona vitticeps (central bearded dragon), 1097 nucleotides long. The record is from RefSeq and is a predicted model, not a curated record. NCBI's taxonomy places the organism in Eukaryota, Metazoa, Chordata, Lepidosauria, Squamata, Agamidae.